This is a messenger RNA of Cordyceps fumosorosea ARSEF 2679, 489 nucleotides long. RefSeq lists its product as hypothetical. The record is from RefSeq and is a predicted model, not a curated record. NCBI's taxonomy places the organism in Eukaryota, Fungi, Ascomycota, Sordariomycetes, Hypocreales, Cordycipitaceae. The coding region runs from base 1 to 489 and encodes 162 amino acids. The transcript has a single exon.
AUGGAGGGCCUCGGUAUUGGCAUGCUGCGCUGCAAGAUGCAAGGGUGUAGCGAAAUCCAGGUUCGGCGUGUCAGACUCCGCACCGACCAACAACAGCUGGCGAAUGAUGGAGACAUCGCCUGCGGCAGCAGCAUAGGCCAUGGCUGUCGAACCGAAAGAAUUUCGGGCCGACAUAUUCAAAGUGUAGCUCGAAAGCGCAUGAGCCGCCGGCGCAUUGCCGCAUCUGACAGCCUCGAUCAAUGGUGUGGCGCCGUCAUUGUCUAUGGCAUCUGCGUUGGCGCCGAAGCUGAGAAGAAGCUUAACAAUGUCGGCGCUGGCUUCCUGAGCUGCAAAGUGGAGGGGCCUGGCGCCGUGCUCGUCGGAAAUGUCUUUGUCUGCUUUUCCUUCCAGGAGACGUUGGCAAAUUUUAUAGUUGCCAGCUCUAACGGCGCAAUGCAACGGCGACAUAUCGUCGUCCCAUUUUUCGUCUGGGUUGAAGCCCGCAUUUAG